AUGACGCUUUUCGACCCUCCUGAAGGUCCACCACCCGGAAGUCCUCCGCGUAUGCGCUUUGAGGGCCCAUGGUUUACAACUCAACUCAUCCUAUCUGGCGGGAUUGGCAUUUUCUCAUUCCUUGUCUUCUCCUACUCCCGAACUCGUUGGCCGCUUCUAUUUGCCCCACGUACAAAGCUCAAAGGAUUUUCCCCACAUGAAGCACACGCCCACCAGGCAUUCUUCGGAUGGAUAUUACCGACCAUACGGACCUCCGAGUUUACCGUUCUCCAGAUCGUCGGGCUGGAUGCCGCCGUCCUGCUCAAUUUCUACAAAAUGGCAUUCAAGCUCUUCUCGGUUUGCGCCUUCUUCGCAGUGACUAUUCUCAUGCCUAUAAACUGGAGGCACAACAAGGAGCUCGGAGACGGCGAAGAUUGGCCCGGGGAUGAGGAUGACUGGCCUAGUCUACUCAGCAGCAGACCUGUCCGCCUUACUGCCACUGCCGUGAAUGGUACAACCAAUGGGACCCUACCAGGUUCAGACUGGCUCGACCUCAUCACCGAAGCCAAUGCAUUCCUAUCACUCUACCUUGUCUUCACCUAUCUAUUCACACUGCUCGCCCUCUACUUCAUCUACAGGAACUACCGGCGCUUCAUUCGCUCCCGGCAACUAUUCUCUCUGGAACUGGUGCAUUCCAUACCAGCCCGCACAGUCAUGGUGACAAACCUUCCGCGGCAUUUGAUGGGCGAACGACCGUUGGCAGAGUACUUCGAAAACAUGAAUCUCAGUGUCGAGAGUGUCACCGUCUGCAGGGAGGUCGGCUCGCUGAAGAAGCUUAUUGACGAGCGAACUCGUGCCCUCCUCGAGCUGGAGUCAGCGUGGACAAGCUAUGUCGGCAAUCCAAGCACCGUGGAGGAAUACGAUCCUGAAACAAGCGGUGUUGGUCCCCUCGUUGAUCUUGAAUUCGGUGCUGGCCAGCCUCAGCGUCUCGUAGUCCCCCACCGCCCUCGCCCUUCCGUCCGCCCUACUUGGUUUGGUCCCAAGGUCGAUGCGUUAGAGUACCUUGAUGCGCGGUUUAAAGAAAUCGACGAAAAAGUACGCAAGAAGCGCAUGUCCAAGUUCAAGGCCACCCAGGUUGCGUUUGUCACUUUUGAGAAGAUGUCAUCAGCCCAAGUCGCCGUUCAGGUCGCCCAUGCACCAACUCCGCUACAAUGCAAGACGUAUCCUGCUCCCGAACCUCGAGAUAUUGUGUGGAGUAACAUGACUCCGUCUCAACUCAGCAUUCAGACUCGAGAUGUCUUCGUUUUGGCGAUGAUUGUCCUCUUGUUCUUGUUCUGGUCAAUUAUCAUCACCACACUCGCGGGUCUCCUCAGUUACACUGAGAUUCAGAAGAUCCUACCCUGGCUUGCACGUCUUAUCGACAGCAACGACAAGAUUCGAGCCAUUGUGCAGAACUCGUUGCCAUCAGUGGCUAUUAUAUCUUUGAACGCCUUGCUACCAUUUUUGCUUGAGGCCUUGACAUAUCAACAAGGUUAUCGUGCCAGGAGUUGGGUCGAGUAUUCUCUGCUCAAGAAAUACUUUCUUUUCCUACUUAUCAAUGUCGUAUUCAUAUUCCUCCUCGCUUCGACCUAUCUCGAGCUGUUGUAUGAGCUGGCGAACUUCCCUGCCAAGAUUCCCGAAAAGCUUGCUAAAGCUCUGCAAGCCGGUAAAGCGCGGAACUUCUUCCUGUCUUAUGUGAUCCUGCAAGCUCUCGGUAUCAUGCCCUUACAACUCCUCAACUUGGGUGUAACCAUUCCACGAUUUUUCCAGCUGUUUAUAACAAGAACCCCUCGAGACUUUGCGGAACUCAAUGCACCACCAAUGAUCAAUUAUGGGAUCGUGUACCCUCAAUCGAUCCUCAUGUUUGUCAUCACGAUCCUCUACAGCGUCACUCAACCCCUCAUUCUUAUAUUCGGCGCGAUCUACUUCGGCAAUGCUUACGUGGUAUACAAAUACAAGUUGCUUUUUGUAUUCUACAAACCAUACGAAUCGCAGGGCCAGGCAUGGCCACUCACAUUCGUCCGAUUAAUCUGGGGCGUCAUAAUCUUCCUGCUGUUCAUGACCGGAUUUUUCAUUCUGCAAAACACUUACGCUGGCUCAAAGCUGUCCUACGUCAUCACCCUCAUGCUCGUUCCUCUUCUCAUUGGAACGGUUGUUUGGUCAUGGUAUGUCUAUGGCGCGCUCCAGCCACUGAGCGAUUUCGUGAGCCUGAGCUCUGUGCACGAAGUUGAACGGGGGGAGGAGUCUUCGGAGGUAACGAGACUUCAGGCAGAGCAUCCCGUGACCUGGUCCCAAAGUAAUCUAAGUCGUCGUCGAUAUGCCCAAAACGACGAGACUUUAUAUGUUGCUCCGGAGGACGAACGAACAGACUAUUCACAACCACCAAUGGCGAACUGGUAUUCAGGUGUUCUCAAUACCGGCAAACGCCGUUACGGCCAUCCUGCACUCAAUGGUGUGCUCCCACAGCCAUGGCUGCCGUUGAAGAAGGGACAAACCCUCUCAAACAAUGAGCACCGAGCCUCGCCGCGUUUGUCGAAGGACACGAAUGGCCAGGCGGUUGUGCUAACAUUACGCAAGCGCCCGUCAGUAAGACGGCGGACGCAAACGGAGUUUAUCCCCGCUGGCUCUUCUAAUGGACCCAGUGUUUCUUCCGACAACGUAUCGACCAGCAGCAGCAACCCGUGGCAACAUGAGCCGCGGAGGUCCUCGACUGCUCCGCUGAGCCAUCGACUGAGCUUCGACCCAGCCAGUGGGGUCAUUAAUCUACCUGAUGACGGAGAGUGGCUGCAUGACGAGAGCGAUGAGGAAGACUACGGAACACAGACGGGCGGGCUGGAAAACUCGAUAGCGUCUCUGGCCGACAUUGACCAGCCACCCGUGACUUCGAAUGGAGAAGAAGGGACGCCUGUAAGCUCCAGCCCGACUGCAUCGCCUUCGCGGCUGUCGCGAUACAGCACGUACUUUCACCACCCAGAGCGGCGGAGACAGACGAUCCCUGGAGCUUUCCCGCGGUCAUAG
Messenger RNA from Mycena indigotica, 3036 nucleotides. RefSeq lists its product as uncharacterized. The coding region runs from base 1 to 3036 and encodes 1011 amino acids. The transcript is spliced from 12 exons. Gene Ontology annotation, cellular component: plasma membrane. The record is from RefSeq and is a predicted model, not a curated record. Gene Ontology annotation, molecular function: calcium-activated cation channel activity. Lineage: Eukaryota; Fungi; Basidiomycota; Agaricomycetes; Agaricales; Mycenaceae.